Molecule: messenger RNA, 1261 nt
Organism: Fusarium redolens
Lineage: Eukaryota; Fungi; Ascomycota; Sordariomycetes; Hypocreales; Nectriaceae
Product: nucleophile aminohydrolase
Exons: 2
Coding region: 134-928 (264 amino acids)
Cellular component (GO): proteasome core complex
Source: RefSeq, a predicted model, not a curated record
UCAGCUCUAUCGUCAGUGAUAAGGCAACACCAAAUCAACAUCAUCAACCACCGACUCCGAAUUCCAUCGUCUCUGCGCAUCGAGAAAGAUCAUCAAGGUCUUACCUAAACUUUCCGUCACAUAAUCCGUAAUCAUGGCUGCCAUGUUCAGCCAGAACCCUUUGAUGAAUGGGCCCAACUAUUCAUUCUCGGAUGCCCCCAAGACCAACAGCGGCCAGUUUCGAGAACAUCGAUUCAACCCCUAUACCGACAAUGGCGGCUCGACUCUCGCCAUUGCUGGCGCAGACUUCACCAUUAUGGCUGGUGACACCCGCCACACCAGCGGUUAUAGCAUCAACUCUCGUAUGUCCCCCAAGGUCUUCCGAAUCGGCGGCACCACUGCCUCUCAGGAGGAUGCUACACUAGUGCUCUCUGUCGUCGGCUUCGCUGCUGACGGUGAGGCCCUCCGCGACCACCUCGACACCAUCUGCAAGAUCUACCGUUACCGCCACGGCAAGCCUAUGACUGUCAAUGCGUGUGCCAAACGCCUCUCUACCGUUCUCUACUCGAAGCGAUUCUUCCCCUACUACUCGCAUGCGAUGCUCGGCGGUCUGGAUGAGGAGGGCAGGGGUGCUGUGUACUCAUACGACCCCGUGGGGAGCUACGAACGGGAGCAGUGCCGAGCAGGCGGUGCUGCGGGCAGUCUGAUCAUGCCCUUCCUGGACAACCAGGUCAACUUCAAGAACCAGUACAUUCCCGGAAGCGGAGAGGGCCAUGAGCUGAAGGAGCGGGAGCGACGUCCUCUUACACGAACAGAGGUGGAGACUGUCGUCAAGGAUGCAUUUGAUGGUGCGGUGGAGCGUCACAUUGAGGUUGGUGAUAACCUUCAAAUGCUCAUCAUUACAGCGGACGGUAUUGAGGAGACAUUCUUGCCCUUGAAGAAGGAUUAGAUUGCAGGCAAGGCGAAAGGGGAAUGUAUAACAGGGGUUUACUUAGACGCCACGAAAUCAAUGAGCCUUCUUUACAGUCAGCUGCGGGGCGUGACUGUGGUGUGAUGAAUAUGAAUAUGAUACCGAGUCGCUUUAACGACAAAAGAGAACGUCACGCUCCACGAAAUGUAAACUAGUAGGUGGGCUAUGAGGCUUCAGGAUGCAAAGGCCAUACUUACUUAACUCGGGAUGUUAGGUUGUAUAAUGAAUUCCUAUGCAACGAGAUGAAUGGCGACACUGAGCUCUACAGACCGCACGUCACCUAUGCAUUAGAUACAAGGAAGAUAUCCAAUG